AUGCGUCGCGCCACCGGCUGCCCGCUGAGCCAGAUCUGCCUCCCGCCUCCCGCCGUGCUGGUACGGAGCUUCCCGGUGGCUUCCAGCGCGGAUCCCUGCGGCUUCCAGCGCUUCCCGGCCCUCGGGAGCUCCCGCUGCCGCCCCGGCACCGCCGCCUUCGUGGGCCUGGGCUCCGGCGGCGCGGGUCCCUGCGGCCUGGCGGCCACGGUGCGCGUCCCCGCGUGCUGCCAGGGCCCGGGCGGGUGCUGCGGCAGCGCCGCGCGCCGCAGGCCCUGCUGCUGCUGCUGCUGCUGCUGCGUGACCGAGAGCGGCACCGCCAGCCGGGAAUACUGCCGGGAGCUGGGCCAGAGAGCCACGGCCGCCUGCCGGGAGCCGUGUCGUCAGGAGGUCACCAAAUGCACAACCACGUGUCAGGAUCAGUGUCGUCAGGGGGUGACCGCGUGUGGCACCGCGUGUGUGGAUCCCUGCUGCCAGGAGGUCACCAAGUGCACAACCACGUGCCAGGAGCCGUGUGGUAAAGAAGUCACCAAGUGUGUCACCACGUGCCAGGAUCAGUGUCGUCAGGAGGUCACCAAAUGCACAACCGUGUGCCAGGAUCAGUGUCGUCAGGAGGUCACCAAGUGUGUCACCACGUGUGUGGAUCCGUGUUGUAAAGAGGUCACCAAGUGUGUCACCACGUGUGUGGAUCCGUGUCGUCAGGAGGUCACCAAAUGCACUACCACGUGUCAGGAUCCGUGCUGUCAAGAGGUCACCAAGUGUGUCACCACGUGCCAGGAGCCGUGUCGUCAGGAGGUCACCAAGUGUGUCACCACGUGUGUGGAUCCGUGCUGUCAGGAGGUCACCAAAUGCACUACCACGUGUCAGGAUCCGUGUUGUAAAGAAGUCACCAAGUGUGUCACCACGUGUGUGGAUCCAUGUUGUCAGGAGGUCACCAAAUGCACUACCACGUGUCAGGAUCCGUGCUGUCAAGAGGUCACCAAGUGUGUCACCACGUGCCAGGAGCCGUGUCGUCAGGAGGUCACCAAAUGCACUACCACGUGUCAGGAUCCGUGCUGUCAAGAGGUCACCAAGUGUGUCACCACGUGCCAGGAGCCGUGUCGUCAGGAGGUCACCAAGUGUGUCACCACGUGUGUGGAUCCAUGUUGUCAGGAGGUCACCAAAUGCACUACAGUGUGUCAGGAUCUGUGUUGUAAAGAGGUCACCAAGUGUGUCACCACGUGUCAGGAUCCGUGCUGCAAGGAGGUCACAAAAUGCACUACAACGUGUGUGGAUCCGUGUUGUAAAGAGGUCACCAAGUGUGUCACCACGUGUCAGGAUCCGUGUCAUCAGGAAGUCACCAAGUGUGUCACCACGUGUCAGGAUCCCUGCUGCCAGGAGGUCACCACAUGCGUCACCACGUGCCAGGAUCCGUGUUGUAAAGAUGUCACCAAGUGCGUCACCACGUAUCAAGAUCCGUGCUGCCAGGAGGUCACCAAGUGUGUCACCACAACGUGCCAGGACCCCUGUUGCAAAGAAGUGACCAAGUGUGUCACCACGUGCCAGGAUCCGUGUUGUAAGGAAGUCACCAAGUGCGUCACCACCUGCCAGGACCCCUGUUGUAAGGAGGUGACCAAGUGCACCACCACGUGCCAGGAUCCGUGCUGCAAAGAAGUGACCAAGUGUGUCACCACGUGUCAGGAUCUGUGUCGUCAGGAUGUCACGUGCACAACCACGUGUCAAGAUCCAUGUUGCAAGGAAGUCACCAAGUGUGUCACCACGUGUCAGGAUCCCUGCUGCCAGGAGGUCACCAAGUGUGUCACCACAACGUGCCAGGACCCCUGUUGCAAAGAAGUGACCAAGUGUGUCACCACGUGUCAGGAUCCGUGCUGCCAGGAGGUCACCAAGUGUGUCACCACGUGUCAGGAUCCGUGUUGUAAGGAAGUGACCGAGUGUGUCACCACGUGCCAGGACCCCUGCUGCCAGGAGGUCACCAAAUGUGUCACCACGUGUGUGGAUCCGUGCUGCCAGGAGGUCACCAAGGGCGUCACCACGUGUGUGGAGCCGUGCCAUCAGGAUGUCCCCGCGUGUGUGGAGCCGUGUGGCACGAAGGUCCCCGGGGGCCUGACGCCGUGUUACGAGCCGUGCUGCAAGAAGGUGACCAAGUGGAGCAGCCCCUGGGUGUUCCCGUGGUGCCGGAAAGCGGCCAAGGCCAGCGCCAGAGGCGCGGACCCCUGCUCCAAGAAGGGGGCCAAGUGCAGCUCCAGAUGUGCGGAUCCCUGUCACAGGAAGGUGCCCAAGGGCUCCAGCCCGUGCCAGGAUCCGCGCUGUGUGACCGGGUGUGACCCCGCGUGUGUGGUGGAUCCCUGCUGCCAGGAGGUCACCAAGUGUGUCACCACGUGUCAGGAUCCCUGCUGCCAGGAGGUCACCAAGUGCGUCACCACCUGCCAGGAUCCCUGCUGCCAGGAGGUCACCAAGUGUGUCACCACGUGUCAAGAUCCCUGCUGCCAGGAGGUCACCAAGUGUGUCACCACCUGCCAGGAUCCCUGCUGCCAGAAGGUCACCAAGUGUGUCACCACCUGCCAGGAUCCCUGCUGCCAGGAGGUCACCAAGUGUGUCACCACGUGUGUGGAUCCCUGCUGCCAGGAGGUCACCAAGUGUGUCACCACCUGCCAGGAUCCCUGCUGCCAGGAGGUCACCAAGUGUGUCACCACGUGUGUGGAUCCCUGCUGCCAGGAGGUCACCAAGUAUGUCACCAGGUGUGUGGAUCCGUGUUUCAAGGAGGUCACCAAGUGCAGAACCAGAUGUGUGGAUCCGUGCUGCCAGGAAGUCACCAAAUGUGUCACCAGGCGCCAGGAUCCCUGCUGCCAGGAGGUCACCAAGUACAAAACCAGGUGUGUGGAUCCCUGCUGCCAGGAGGUCACCAAAUGUGUCACCAGGCGCCAGGAUCCGUGUUGCAAGGAGGUCACCAAGUGCAGAACCAGGCGUGUGGAUCCGUGUUGCAAGGAGGUCACCAAAUAUGUCACCAGGUGCCAGGAUCCGUGUUGCAAGGAGGUCACCAAGUACAAAACCAGAUGUGUGGAUCCACGCUGCAAGGAGGUCACCAAGUGCAGAACCAGAUGUGUGGAUCCGUGCUGUCAGGAGGUCACCAAAUGUGUCACCAGGUGCCGGGAUCCGUGUUGCAAGGAGGUCACCAAGUGCAGAACCAGGUGCCGGGAUCCCUGCUGCCAGGAGGUCACCAAAUAUGUCACCAGGUGCCGGGACCCCUGUUGUGUCACCAGCUGUGUGGACCCGUGCUGCGGCAGAGUCACCCAGUGUGUCACCACCAGGUGUGUGGACCCCUGCUGCCAGGGGGUGACCACGUGCCCGGGAGUGACCACCUGCCAGGGAGUGACCACCUGCCAGGGAGUGACCGCGUGCCAGGGAGUGACCACAUGCCAGGACCCCUGCUGCCAGGACGUCACCCAGUGUGUCACCACGUGCCAGGACCGCUGCUGCCAAGGAGUGACCACGUGCCAGGGAGUGACCACGUGCCAGGGAGUGACCCCGUGCCCGGGAGUGACCCCGUGCCCGGCGCCCUGCCGUGUCCCCAGCUGUGCCACCCCUCAGGGCGCCCAGGUUGUCACCAGGUGCGCCGACUCCUGUCCCACCACCUGCGUCACGCAGACGUGCCCGCUGUGCGGCCAGCUCCGCUCCGUCUCCUGCUGCCCCAAAUCCGGGGCUCCCUGA
Messenger RNA from Hirundo rustica (Barn swallow), 3705 nucleotides. RefSeq names its product zonadhesin-like. The transcript has a single exon. Bases 1 to 3705 code for a protein of 1234 amino acids. Lineage: Eukaryota; Metazoa; Chordata; Aves; Passeriformes; Hirundinidae. The record is from RefSeq and is a predicted model, not a curated record.